UCGGCGACCGUCAGGCAACACGCAUGAAAGCAGAAUCAUUUGAUGGUGUCUACCAAGGAGGACAUGGAGGCUGACGGCACAGAGGACAUCGAGUCCCUGAUGGAGGACAUGGACUACAUCCCCGGUCACUUUCACCUGGAUCUCAAUCUAAACUGUGAUCCUGUUGGACCCGCAGUGCUGCGACACAGAGACACCUACCUAAAACAGGAGAGCCUCCAAGCUGAGCUGGAAGCUGAAGCUGGAAAUCUGCAGUACGCCGUUCGAAACCUGUUGGGACUGCUGGCGUUUCACCUGGAUCAGCUGGACAAAGCUGAGGAAAUAUUCAGGAGCAUUUGUAAAGAAGACCCUGGAAACCUGAACGCCUGGGCCAACCUGGGCUAUGUGUAUGACAGGCUGGGGAGAGAGCUGGAAGGAGGGGAGUGUGUGGACAAAGUGUCCCAGCUGAUGGGUGUUGAUGGAGGAGAGGCAUCCAAGGAGGAGGUCAGGGUGAUGGCUGCCCGCUGCCUGGCUGAACAGGCGUACGUUUAUCCGUACGAUGUGGAGCUGGAUAAUGAGGAUGAGCUGAGGGAGAGGCUCAUGUCCGCCCUGACGCUUUACAACCGAGCUUUGUGUUAUGGAGAUCAUCUGAUACCAUUGGAGGAAAAGCGGAGCUGGUACUUUAAAAUGGCAACAAUAUAUAUCAGGCUGGACCAGAUAGUGAAGACUGAGGAGGAUUCAGAGUACUCCAGACUCCCACACUAUAAUAAAGGACUCAAACUCCUAAAAGAAACUUUGGAAUCGAAGAAACUGCAGCACAAAGCUCUGGCUUGGUGUUAUGUUGGCAUCAUGCUGGAAAGGAAGAAUGAGUUUGCUUCCGUUCCCAUGUCCGUUCACGACUGUGGAUUCUCAGCCUCCGACCCUUUGACCUGCUAUGGAGCUGCCAUAAAUCUGGCCAGUGAGGAGGCAUUCACCCUGAACCUUCUGGCCAAAGUUUUCCUUAUUCUCAGCAAACACGAGAUGGCCACAGGGAUCUGCAAUAUGGCUCUGAAUGUUCUGCCAGAUCCAGAGCUCAACUGGCAGGCUUACUGCACCCGGGCAAAGAUCAAUAUGAUCCUCUACGUCAAGGAUCUUGACAGAGUAAAGAAUGGACAAGGUGGACUUCCAGACCGGCAGAAACUAGCUGAAGCUAGAAAAGACCUGGACAAGGUGCUGGCUGUACGGCCCUGUUUGAGAACUCAUCUGGAGAUGGCUCAGAUCUACUACUACAUGGGUGUAGAUGCUCUCCAGGAAAGUCUUCUGGUGGACGAGAGCGCCAUGGACAGAGCCUUGGUGUGUUUGUCUCAUGCGCUACAAUUCGAGAUGGCCGACAGCUUACCGGAUCUCCACAUGCUCAAGGGGCGGUGCCUCCUCAUGAAAGGCGAGCAGCAGAACGCCGCAGAUUGUUUCAAAAAAGCCAUGGAUUUAGAGAGACCUGGGAGUACAGACACGGCAGCCUUUCGAUGCCUCCUGCAGGUGCUUCUGACUCUGUUCAUACAGGAGGGCCCUGAUCCCGGCGCCGCCAUCGCCCAGCUGGAGCAGUGGGUGCAGAAGGCAGAGGAGAGGUACCCUCCAGAGAAGGUCAAGGCUGAGCUGAGGUGUCUUUAUAGAACGCACACGGAAGACGUUGCAGAGCUGUCAAAGGCUCUGAUCCGGACAGGACGAACAGAUCUGGUGAGAAGAUUCCUGGAGGCGCUGGUGCCAAAACAGAAAACAGAAAAGAGGAAAAUAGUUAAAUCUUUCUCUUAUACAUAAUAUGGAAGAGCACAACAAUAAAACAAAAUUAUUCAGAUGUCUUAACAUCAAAAAACUA
Molecule: messenger RNA, 1828 nt
Organism: Oryzias melastigma (Indian medaka)
Lineage: Eukaryota; Metazoa; Chordata; Actinopteri; Beloniformes; Adrianichthyidae
Gene: ttc22
Product: tetratricopeptide repeat domain 22
Exons: 8
Coding region: 43-1770 (575 amino acids)
Molecular function (GO): protein binding
Source: RefSeq, a predicted model, not a curated record